AGUGCUGGGAGGAGACAGGGCAGAGCAGGAGCCCCUCACCCAGGGCCAGGCAGGGCGAGCAGCCCCCAGCUCAGCCGCGUUGCCUCCCCGAGUUGGGGGCAGGCUGCGACCGGGGCUGAUGCUGAUUUUGUUGCCGGGCUUGUCCUCCUCUGAAGUCCUUUUGUUCCGCUGCCCCGAUCGCAGCCGGCCCCGAGCCUGCAGGGCCGGGGGCAGGAGGUGCUGGGGGCCCUGCCUGCGCCGCUGCCCGACAGCUGGCAGCCGCGCUUCCCAGGGGGGGCUCUCCCCUCCUUGGUCGCCUCCAAGCUGCCGGCCAAGGGCGGCUUUGGAAGAGGGACAAGAUGCAGCUGACUGGCCGGGAAGGUGGGGAACAGAAGAAAUCGAGUAUUUGAGAAAUAACCGGCGACAUCGCUUUAAAGUGACGCAGCUUCGCGCAGCCGGGUGUGGACAUUUUCCCGUCUCCGCGGCGAAGGGUCUAUCCACGGGAAAAGCCCCUAAAUAAACCCUCGAGGAGACAGCAACCGGUCUGACCGCGAGGAAGGUGGGAAUCCUCCGUGAGCCAGUCCCUCUCCAGCCUGGGAGACCAACAACAGCAAAGCCCCGACGGGGCGGGAGGGAAAUUGGUGUCUCCGGCAGAAACGGGCGGGACGGGGCAGCCCUGCCUGAGGCCAUCGGGGUUUUAUUUAAAAUGCGAUCGACGGCAGAAAAAACCCGCUCUGAGUGAGGUCCCUUCCCAGUUGCACCAGUAGGUUCCGCCGCCGGGCGCUGGCAGAGCGGGCAGAGCGGUGCCCGGUGCUCGCAGGGCCGGGCGGGGGGCGCGGCUGCCCGGCCGCCCCGCGGACCUCUCUGCUCGGCCACAACCUAUUUCCAGGGCAUGCAACGAAAUUCGCAGCUCCGAGGCUCAUCUAAGGCUUAGGAGCAGCCGCCUCAGUGCUGCGGGUUUUGGAAGGGUUUCGGUGCUUUUUCUUUCCCUUGUUUUUUGUGGUUUUUUUUUUUUUGGGUUUUUUUUUUCCCUGUUUUUUUUAAAUAUGUUUUUUGUUUGUUUUUAAUUUUAACGCCCAGCAAAACUUUCCCUGCUCGGGAGGGACCGGCAGAUCAGCUAAUUGCGGGGGGAGGCGCGCAGAAAGCAGUAACCCCUCGAUACCCCACCCAACCCACACCCCCCCGCCCUCCGCGGCUAAUCAUCCCAUUAAGAGCCCCAUCAGCGGGAUAAUGACAGCAAAAGAGGGCGGAAACCGCCCGGAAAGCGCGGGGAUCCGGGCGACAAUUAAUUCCCCUUAAUCAAGCUCCGAGGUGUCGCCUGUUGGGGAGCGACAUCCCCCCAAACGCCUGGCGGCCAAUGGGCGCCCUGACACGGGAUGGGUGGGGGGCGCGGGGGUCCCCCAGCCGGAGCUGCCCCAGUUCAGCUUUUCCCCCAAAUUCCCCCGUUCCCCCCGCGGGGAGGGCGCGGCGCUCCCGCCGCUGUCCGAGGUGCUGAAGGCACCGCCGGCUCCGGAGCGACUCCGGCGCUGUCCGAGGUGCUGCUGGCUCCGGAGUGACUCCGGUUUCCUCCCCCCGGCGCUGUCCGAGGUGCUGGCGGGGAAGGGGGGCGCCGCGGCGGCCCGGAGACUGGCCACCCCCUCCGCCCUCCCCUCGCCCUUCCCCAUUGAUUUCUGGAUCAUUAAGUGGUUAAGGCGCUGCGAAGCCUUCACUAUCGAUCGCUGCCUCCCCACCUCCGGCUGGGAACCCCCGGGCUGCCCCCCAGCCCCGCGCCGCCGCGGCUCCGGGCACGGGUGGGGUGGCCGGGACCCCGGGUGAGGUUGGGGUCCGUCCCCCCUCACCCCACCCCCUUCGCGGCCAAAGUUUGACUCUGCCUCCCUCUCCCCCCCUCUCCUGUCUGUCUGUGAGUGCAGCUGGGCGCGAUGCUGAAGACGGAGCAGCCCUGGAUCUAACGCGCGGCGCCUCGAAGAGCCUUGCAGCGAUUGUUGCCCGGAUCCCAGACUGAACUUUGCUCUUUUUAUUUUUUCCUUUUUACCUCGUUUUUAUUCAUUUUUUUUUCUUUCGUCUUUUCGUUUUUCCCUCCUGUUAUUGUUAAUUAUCGUUACCAACCCGCCUCCGCCGCGCCCUCCCCGCCAAUGCCCGUGUGAGCGCCGGCACCUCGCGGGGGCCAUGGAGGGCUCCACCGGGUUUGGGAUCGACUCCAUCCUCUCCCACCGAGCCGGCAGCCCGGCCGUGCCCAAGGGGGACCCGCUGGUGGGGGACGGGCGGUCCCCGCUGGAGCUGAGCCCCCGCUCGGAGGGCAGCAGCGGGUGCCCCUCGCCCCGCUCGCCGGGCCGCGAGUGCCUGGAGGCGGCGGGGCCGCGGACGGGCCUGGACGCGCAUCUCCAGCCGGGGCAGGUCUCGGCUCCCUCGCAGUCCCGGACCGUCACCUCCUCCUUCCUCAUCAGAGACAUCCUGGCCGACUGCAAGCCCCUGGCAGCCUGCGCGCCUUACUCCAGCACCAAUGGACCUCACGGCGGGCAGGAGCCGGCGGGCAGGAUCCCCACCAAGCCCGGCGAGGAUUUUAGGGAGAAAAUGGAAAAAAACACCAGCAGCUCCUCCUCGGACUCGGAGUACAAAGUGAAAGAAGAAGGGGACCGAGAGAUCUCCAGCUCCCGGGACAGUCCCCCGGUGCGGCUGAAAAAGCCGCGCAAAGCCCGCACCGCCUUCACCGACCAUCAGCUGGCCCAGCUGGAGCGCAGCUUCGAGAGGCAAAAAUACCUGAGCGUGCAGGACAGGAUGGAACUGGCCGCCUCCCUCAACCUCACCGACACGCAAGUGAAAACGUGGUACCAGAACAGGAGGACCAAGUGGAAAAGGCAGACGGCGGUGGGCCUGGAGCUGCUGGCUGAGGCUGGCAACUACUCAGCCCUGCAGAGGAUGUUCCCCUCGCCCUACUUCUACCCGCAGAGUUUGGUCUCCAACCUGGACCCCGGCGCCGCCCUCUACCUGUACCGCGGACCCAGCGCGCCGCCCCCCGCCCUACAGAGACCCUUGGUGCCCCGCAUCCUCAUCCACGGACUGCAGGGCGGCAGCGAGCCCCCGCCGCCCCUGCCCCCGCUGCCCGGCGUCCUGCCCCGGGCUGCGCAGCCCCGGUGAGCCUCGGGGAGCCCCGGGGAGCCCCGCCCGCACCCACCGGGCAGGGGGGCUGGAGGGGGCCACCCCACACUUCUGGGGCCGCGAGCAAGAGACAGACUCCCGCUCAUCCCCAAAUAUAUAUAUAUAUAUAUAUAAAAUUAUAAAUGAGACCAUCCCCUCCUUUUUUAAAAAAUAAUAUAUAAAGAAUGCAAGAAUCAAGGACAGCCUUGGCAGGACGGAGCCGGCAGAGCUGCCCCUCACCCCGCAGGGCACUCGCCACCUUCAGCCCCUUGUGCCCCCGACGGCAGCGGGGCCGCUGCGUGUCCCCAGCCCGGCGUGGGACCGCGCCGGGAGCACGGGCGGGGCUGGAUGCUCCGGGGGGGCUUCGCUUCUCCGCCCCCUCCCCAGGAACAGUCAGGGGAGCCGAGCCACACCUGCCACGGGCGGCUCCGGGGAGACCCCUCCCCUCUUUCUGCGGCUCCCCGACCCCGGGGCAGCGGUGCCGCCGCCGGGAAGGACCGUGGGGUGGCCCGGGCCGAUGGCCCCAGCGAGACUUUGGGACGUCCGUAACUCAGCUAAAAAAAAAAAAAAAAAAAAAAAAAAGAUACCCUAAAAAAACUUAAAAAAAAAAAAAAAAGAAAAAAGAAAAACGAAAAAAAAAAAAGCGGUGGAAUGUAAAUACGGUGCAAAAUGUAUAUGAAUUAUUUAUUUGUGAACCCUGAGGGCGUAUUUGUGUAAGUGAUUCUUGUCAGUCUGUAUCCCGGGGCCGGCCCGGCCGGGCGGGGGGCGCGGGGGGGGCUCGGGGCGCCGCGGCCGCUCCCGCUCCCCCCUUUUUUAAAUGUGGAAAUAAAACUUCUUUACAAACAAACGGGUCUCUCCUCCGCCGGCCCCUUCUUCCCCUCCCGCUUGUUUGCUCUGGCGGAACGGCCGCCGCCGAGGGAAGGGGAAAAGCAAAGAGGAAUUUUCCCACCUCCCAUCGCACGGAGCCCCCCGCUCCCCGGGGCUCGGUGUCCCCAGGGGCUCGGUGUCCCCUCUGGGCUCGGUGUUCCCCCUAGCUCGGUGUCCCCCCAGGGCUCGGUGUCCCCCCGGGGCCCGGCUCCAGUGCCGGCAUGCGGGACCGGCCGCGGGGCCAUCGGCGGGAGUGGGGCGGGGGGACCGGCACAGCCCCCGGGCGCGGCGAUAGCCGCGACUCCGGUGAAUUAAUAACGCUAAUCUUAAGUGUAUAAUUGCCUAAGUGCUUUAAAUGAUCGCUUUGGAAAAUGGAUUGUUUCCACCCUUUAAAAGUGUCGCUCAUCUGGCCGCGGCCAGCGGGCCCGGCAGCUGGUGCCCGGGACAGCCGGGCAGCGCCCGCCGGCUCGGGGAGCCGACAGAUGGGCUGCGGGUCCGCCCGGCCCCGGCCGCUCCCCCCGGCCCCGGCCGCUCCCCCCGGCGGGCCCGGCUGUCUGCGGAGCCCCCCCGGCACCCACCGGCCUCCAGCUCCCGCUCCUCGGGCCGGGUCCCAGCCCGGUGCCCCCGGGCCGGCUCCGUCCCCGGAGCUUUGGCCCGGCACCCCCGAGCCCCGCGGGGAGGGCGAUUGUCGGCUCGGCCAAAUGCACAGCCACGCCUGGGGGCGAGAGCCCCCGGCCUUUGUGCGUGGGGCCGGCUCUUUGCAUGUGAAUGGGGGAGUUUGGUAAAUCCCCGGGCCUCGGCUGGGCGAGGAGGAGGAGGAGGAGGAAGGGGGGGUCGCUCCCAGCUCGGGGUUAAUGAAGUGGGAAAGGAGUCUUUCAGAGAGGCCUGCAAACAACCACCUCCCUGGGCAACAACCCCCGUCCCAAAUCCUACAUGGAUUGACUUAAACCCAGGGGAUAAGUGCUUUAAAUUAAUCUCAUUGAAUAAGAAUGAGGCCAAACAAAACUCUUUAAAAUCAUAUUAAAAAUCUAUCAAAGGACAACUUGCAGUGGGUGUGCUUUUCAUUUUGUGAGCGCAAAGGCAAGGAGCAUACAGCAACCUUCCUCCCAUUUACACAGCAGGAAUGUGAAUCAAAGGCAUUCUCUAAUAUUUAAUUGUCCUUGUAGCCGUAGCAUAUUCCUCCUCUUACAUUAAUGAAGUACAAGGCUUCGUUACACGUUUGUGUAAUUGCAAUAUUUAAAUUUGCCAUUUCACAUCUGGAAGGAGCUGGAAGCUCCCCUGUACCAGCGGGUCUGAGCCAGCACCAUCACACAGUGCCAGGGCUGGGAGACUCCAGAGUCCCGAGCAAACCUCUGCCCUGGGGAGGGGGAAAGGCUGGGCUGGGCACGGUGGGAAGGAAAGAGCAGAGGGGAUGUGAGGGACGGAGCUGCUGAUGCCACGGAGAUCUCACAGCAGAGCCAAGCUUCAAGAAAGAACAGUUUAGGGAAGACACCACGGGCUAUAAGCAGAGAGCACUGCACCUGCCACACGAGCAGCAUCACAUGUGGGAGGAUCUCAGCAGCCUCAAAACCUGCUGAAGGACCAAUCUCACCUCCAGCCUGCGUGCAGGGACCCCGGUGGGAGCUGGGGUCACACAGCAAAACCCACCAGCACUGGCCCUGCACCUACAGCAGCCCCUGAGCAGGCUGGAAAUGUUUCCAGAGGAUGGUGCCAGGUGGGCACGAUCCUGGCAAGGCCCCAGGGGUAGGACAGGCUGUGCUGGGUUGAAAUUACAUGAAGUAAAAAAAUGGAACAGUUCAGAAGCACCAGUCCCGGCAGGGAAACCUUUGGAGUAUUGCACCAGCUCUGCUCCACGGAUUUCUCCAGGGUACAAAGUCCAACAGACAAGCUGCUGCUGCUGCUGGGUUCUGUCAGCUCCAGGCUCUGGAUCCAGAGAGUGCAGAGGGUUUGCCAGGACCAAACACAGUCCUGGCUCUCAAGGCCCUUCCAGGCU
Prinia subflava (tawny-flanked prinia) is the source of this 5974-nucleotide messenger RNA. RefSeq names its product BarH like homeobox 1 (gene BARHL1). The transcript has 3 exons. The record is from RefSeq and is a predicted model, not a curated record. Gene Ontology annotation, biological process: regulation of DNA-templated transcription. Bases 2146 to 3114 code for a protein of 322 amino acids. Gene Ontology annotation, molecular function: DNA binding; DNA-binding transcription factor activity, RNA polymerase II-specific. Lineage: Eukaryota; Metazoa; Chordata; Aves; Passeriformes; Cisticolidae.